Emericellopsis atlantica is the source of this 1414-nucleotide messenger RNA. RefSeq names its product acetylornithine deacetylase. The record is from RefSeq and is a predicted model, not a curated record. NCBI's taxonomy places the organism in Eukaryota, Fungi, Ascomycota, Sordariomycetes, Hypocreales, Bionectriaceae. Bases 223 to 1407 code for a protein of 394 amino acids. Gene Ontology annotation, molecular function: hydrolase activity. The transcript has a single exon.
GCAAUGGAUCUAGAACUGGGGAAGCUUUCAUCGAAUGUCCGAUUAUGCAUCGAAUUUGCUUGAUAUGGGGACUCGUUUGAUACGAAGCCGGUAACGGAGUUAUCAAACGGCUCUUCGCAUUCAGGGCGAGCAAGCGUCGCAUUUCGCAAGGCACAAAGUAAACGAAGCGUGGACCCUUCCCAAGGUAUCAACUGCUCACAUCUCACUUGAAUUUUCAACAGCAUGGGAUCUAUCGAAAACACUCCAGAGGGCAUUUCGUCCGACGAUGUCAUCGAGCUUACACAAGCCUUGGUGCGAAUUGACUCUUCCAAUCCAGACUUCGGCUCAACACCUGGCCCCGGAGAGAGUGUCAUUGCCAACUUCAUCACAAAAUGGCUGAAACAUCGCGACAUUGAGUGCCAUUGGGUCGAAUCAACACCGGGACGGCCCUCUGUGGUCGGAAUCGUGCGCGGCACGGGCGGAGGCCAGAGCCUCAUGCUGAACGGGCACAUCGACACGGUCACCUGCCUAGGUUACGAUGGAGAUCCCCUGAGUGCCGAGAUCAAGGAUGGGAACAUGUACGGUCGAGGCACUGCCGACAUGAAGAGCGGGCUCGCGGCGAGUAUGCUUGCGCUUGCCGGCGCCAAAUCGAAGAAGCUGAAGGGCGACGUGAUCCUUGCUGCAGUCGCCGACGAAGAGUCGGAGAGCAAGGGAACAGAGGAGGUGCUACGGGCAGGGUGGCGAGCAGAUGCUGCCAUCGUCGCAGAGCCCACAGAAAUGGCUCUCAUAAACACGCACAAGGGCUUUGCCUUGUACGAGGUCGAUAUUCAUGGUGUGGCGGCUCACGGGUCUCGCGCUGAUCUGGGCAUCGAUGCCGUAUGCAAGGCUGGGUACUUCCUGGUCGAACUCGACAAGCACGCGCAAGAGAUUCAACACCGCUUCGGGGACGAGAAGCCCGAAACGGGUGCGCCGAACAUCCAUGUCGGGAUGAUUCGAGGCGGCGAGGAGAUCGCUUCGUACCCAGCUACCUGCUCCAUUCAGAUCGAACGGCGCACUAUUGCGGGAGAGACGGCAGAGACCGUGAGACUCGAGCUGUUGGAGAUACUGCAGCGCCUGGAAGCAACAGUGCCCAACUUCAGUUUCGAUCUAAGGUCGACCUUCUCUCGAGCUCCGUUCCACCUGCCCAGAGAUAACGAUUUCGUCCAGCUCGUCUCCAAGCACGCGAACCAGGCCAUGGGUGUGAAGCCUACGAUCAAGGGCGAGACAUACUGGACAGAUAUGGCUUUGAUGGACGAGGUUGGCAUCCCGGGAUUGAUCUGGGGUCCCAAGGGAUAUGGUCUCCAUGCCAAAACGGAAUGGGUGGAGGUCGAGUCUGUGCGUCAGCUUGCGAGUGCGUUCGUUGGCAUAGUGGAAGACUUCUGCAAAUAGUAGCCAC